AUGGAGGGCUUGUCGGAAGAAGAACGCCUGAAAAUCCAAGCGGUCAUGGCGUGUGCCGAAUUGGAUGCAGCAGCUACCGCUGUCGCUAGCGCUGGACCAUCAGCGGCUGUCACCCCGCUUUCGUAUGCUCAAUCUGCUCAAAUCGUAUCGGGUAUGGAGGGCUUGUCGGAAGAAGAGCGCCUGAAGAUUCAAGCGGUCAUGGCGUGUGCAGAAUUGGACGCAGCCGCCACCGCUGUCGCUAGCGCUGGACCAUCAGCGGCUGUCACCCCGCUUUCCGACAUCCCGACCGCAGUGGAUUCGUUCGCAAAAACAGCACGAGAACGUAUCAUGGGUCCUGCACAGGAACCACGACUCAAGCAGGAUAGGGAACCAUCGAUUCCAACCCGAUCCGAUUCCACACCAUCACGAUCUCCGUCAAGUAUCUCAAUGAGAAGCGACGUUUCUUUGCCACCUAUGGAUGGUCUAUCUGAGAAGGAACGAGCUCACAUUGAGGCUGUCAUGGCUAGUGCUGAACGAGAUUCGAUGAUGUCCAUGGAACCGCAACCACCCAGCGAGAUGAUGAUCCCUCCUGGAUUGGAAGACCUUUCUGAAGAGGAGCGUCGGCAAAUCCUUGCUGUGAUGGCUGCUGCUGGAGCUGAAGCGUUGGAACCACCGCAGCCACAGAUCCGACGAAGUGGAAGUGCCACCGUUCUGCGACCAUCCCCAUCCACCUCCUCCAUUGCCUCUAAGGUCCAGCAACCGGAACGGCCACAUACGUCAAUGGGUCAGGUUCCCAGCGACGAAUUCGAAGUACCCGGCCUGGAAGGACUGUCCGCUGCUGAACGAGAACGAAUUCUGGCUGUGAUGGAGUCUGCAAAACGAGAUGCUGAAGAAUCGCGUGCAUCACCUGUUGAACCACUUCCGCCUCCGCCACAACCAACAACCACCAUCGCCGCUCCCACACCCGAGAUUGCGCCAUCUAUAAGCCCUUCCAUCCCGCCUGGUUUGGAAGAGCUCUCGGCUGAAGAGAAGGACAAGAUCAUGGCUGUCAUGGAGAGUGGAGUAAUAGAAGAACGGGCUGCUGCCGUUCCUUCGCUUCCAUCACCUCCCCAACCAACUUUCGAGACGCCUUCAGAACCAAUACCAGAACCAGCUGUCAUUCCUAGAACAUCUUCUGUUCCCAAGAUAUCACCCGAGCGGGAGGGUCGCCGUUCGUUUGACCAGAUGGUUCGAAGUCCAUCCGAAUUCUCACUCAAGGACAUUGCUGAGGGCGGUGCAGAAAGGAGAAGGGCAGCUGAAGACAGGAUCGAUUCAGUGAUUUCCUUAGCUUCUGAGGAUGAACACGAAGAUAGAGGAAUGCCCACGAGUCAAGCUAUCGAGUCAUUUGGAGCUUUGCCAGAAACACUCAGGGAUUCCCAGAUCAGAAAAGAAAAACCAUCGAGACUAGCUGAACAAGCUCUGGAAGAAUCGCCCGAAGAAGAUCUGCCCGGAGUCGAUUUGUCGCAUCUAUCGCCGUCUGAACGUGAGCAGAUCCGAGCUGUCAUGAGAAUGGCUCAGAUGGACGAUCCGGGAAGGCGAGAAGCAGCUCAACGGGAGCAGUACGAUAAGCCAAGUGUGACCACAAAGCCAGAUGCGCCAGCUGGCGACAAGAAACCUCGUCAGACGUCAAUGACAUCGUCUUCAGAACUCGGAUCGCCAACACGAGAGUCAGGAUACGGCACUACCUCGACGUCAUACGAUCACGAACUGGGUGAUUUCGCUACUAAGACUGAACGAAUGUAUGACGUAUUGGAAGAUGCCAGUGAAGUCAGAGAAGGCGCUCAUUCGAGGAAUGACUCUAGAGCUGAUGACCGACGUGAAGACUUCGACUUCACCUAUUCAGAUGCUCGAUUUUCGGGGCUUAAUGAUGAGAAUUACGAAGCGGACAGGUAUAAGGUCAGCUUACAUGACGAAAAGGGUAUCAGUGUAGACGCAGUGGAGAUGGACGAAGACGAUAUGUACAGAUCCCAGAGAACCGAUUGGUCCGGUGGAAGACCACGAAUGUGGACAACGGUGUUCGAAGGAGACGAAUCGGAGCAACCUUCUGAUGACGUGUUCCUUCAGCAGUCACCUACAGAAGCUGAUGGUGGAUCAGGUUAUGCUCUCAAAGAGAUUGAAUUUGACACCGGUGUGGUUCCGUCAUCGAAAGCCCUGCCAAGGACUUCGUCGAUACCAUGGACUCCGAUGGGGAUUGAGACGCCGAUAAGAGUGACACCUGCAACACCAGAGAUCACUGUUACCGUACAUGAUGACCGAAUGGAUAGCGAAGAUGAAGAGAGUGGAAGUGAAGAUGAUGAUGAAUAUCCGGACAAGGUGGUAGUCGCGCCAAUCGCCCCUACACCUUCAUAUGAAGAAGUUGAACAGGAACGGCAACGACAGGAGCAAUAUGGGAAGGAGGUCCUCCAACAAAUCCAAGCUUUUGGAGAAGCAGCUGACGAUGAAUUUGACGUCCAAUGGGCAAAAUCCACCCUGCAGAGGAGCAAAGAAAAGCGUGACGUUGCUGAGCCCACUAGUGAUGUGUCCCUGAUUUCCAAGGACAAAGAUGACACCCUCUCAAAACAGAAGCAUGACACACCCCUGGAAAUCUCUAAGGACGAGGAACGAAAGAAUCCAUUCUUGGAGUCGCCGGAAGAUGAAGAUGUGUCCGUUGACAUGGAAGAAGUGGAUGUGAACCGUGCAGCCCAGUACUACCAGAGCCAUUCGUUGUUCUGCCAUCGUCCUGGACCAGUUUACACAAUUCCCGAAGAUGCGAACGAAUGCGAUGGGACCAUUGAGAAUAGCGAAAGCCGAAUGAUUGCUCGGGAGAAGAAACGGCAAGCAGCACGUUCGGUAGCGAACUCGAUUAUCGGUAUGUAUGGUCAACCGACAGCGAUAAUCACCCGUGUCACUACUACCACCACUACAGCACCUUCUACUUCGACAUAUACGAUCAUCUCACUCGGAUCUGGAGCUUAUAUGUUAUCGCCAUCUUCCCACACCAUCAUCAAUACGGUGUCCGAUAUACCGGCGUCUAUCAGCGCUUCUAUAGACAAGACAAUGGCUGAUAUUGAAUCGCUGCUGGACUCCGUUUACACUUCGCAAAAGUCGCAGCCGAAUCUGCUUUACUACGAUCAGAAGUCGUUCCAACAGCAACCUGUCCCAGUAUCGACAUCGGCUGGUGUUACGACGUCGACGCCGACAACGACGACAGCCGAUGAAAUCGCCACAACCUCCACGGCCACCUCAGAUUCUUCGUUAACAGCCUUUUCACUAUCCAGGCCACUUGGCAGUACAUUGGAAUCCGUCAUGGCUCAUCCAGAAACGAUGGAUCACGAUAUUUCGCCCAGAGGCUUGAAACGCUCUCCUGGCAUGAUCAUCACAUCCGAUGUGUUCGGUGGGGCAAAAAUUCAUAAGGUGGAACCGACAGAGUCGAAGACAGCGACAACGGCAACAACGACGACGGCGACCACUCGAACUGAAGUCCCUGCAGUAGAUACAUUCAAUUCAGAACUGCCUAAUACCUUCGACGAGCUGAAAUCAUCGUACAAAUGGCUGCGGGAGAUCUCAGAGGUAAUAUUUAUUAAUUAUUUGUGA
Haemonchus placei is the source of this 3591-nucleotide messenger RNA. The record is from the annotation of a GenBank genome assembly. Lineage: Eukaryota; Metazoa; Nematoda; Chromadorea; Rhabditida; Trichostrongylidae.